AAAAGAUUGCAGAUUAUCGCGUGUGACAACCCCGCUAUUAUUAUCCUUCAGCAGACGCUCCUCACAGCUUUUGUGUUUCCCGCCGUAAAAGUGAGUUCACGAUCCGCCGCGGCGCGGCGCGAGGACGCGCGCACGUGAUUGGCGACGCCCCGGUCGCGCGUCGCACGUGAUUGGCGACGCUGUUGUCGCGUGACCAUUUGCCACGCACGCGGACGAGCGCCGACUCUCGCCGAGCGGACGAAACGCGCGCGCGCGCGGACACGGCGCCGACAACGCAAUCACGACUGUGGCGACGAGCGGCGAGCGAGGAAGGGAGGUUAGUUAGCGACAGCGACGUAUGGCCAUCGCAUACGAAGUAGGAAAGGAAGAGGAGGGGAGGAAGGAGGAAGCGCGGACAGCGGCGAAACGAGACGAGGAGGACCGAGUCGUGAAGCGCGGCGAGGAGGAAAAAAGGGGGAAGGGGGAAGGAGGCGGGAGAGGCGAGAAGCGGCGUAAGCGUUGAGCGACGAGCGCGCGCCGCGGUGUGUGUCGGUCGGUCGGUCGGUCGGUCGGUCGCCGCCAUGCUAGUGGUUAGUUUAGUGAACCAAACAUCAUGAUGUGGCAUUAUGUUCGUAUGAGCCGAGGCCCGUGGCCACACCGCGCGUAAACCGGCACGCCGUCGUUAUGUUAUUCACAGUAACACUCACGACGUUCGAUAAACACGUAUAAACACGUAACGCGUAAAGUACAAAAAAAGUAUAUAUAUAUAUAUAUACAUAUUACAUAUAUAUAUACACAUACGACAUACGUAGAGGAAUAGAGAUAGAGAGAUAGUAUACGGAUUAUAGUAUAAAGAGAGAAAUAAAGUAGGGAACUCGUAUGAACGGUUCAGCGAAAAGAUCUCACAACGACGAGAUAACGACGACGAAGGCGACAACGACAACGGCGACGACGGUGGCGGUGGCGGCGGCGGCGGCGGUGGUGGUGGUGGUGGUGGUAGUGGCGGAGGUGGUGGUGGUUCCUAUAGUGGUGGUAGUGUUGGUGGUUGUUGUUCGGUGCGAACGGAGCCGCGCGCGGCGCGACGUCAGGCCCGAUGUAAAUCAAAGUAGCCGAAUCGCACGAUCGAGCGUACAUCGCACAGUGAGCAUCGGCGCGGCACGCGCCGCGAGUGCAGAGUGCCAACGGUCAGCCUCCAUAGCGCGGCAGGGAGACGUUCGCGAGACGUAUACACGGGGCACGUAACUGACGCUACACUUCGUAAUUCGUGGCGCGAUGUUGCUCAAACAGGGGGUAGGAGAAGGAUACGCACGCACGCUCGUAUGUGUACACAUGCGUACGUCGCGCUUCCAGAUGCUGGACCCGAGCGUGCUAACGGACCUGGAGGAGCUGACGCUCUGCGGCUGCUGCAAGCAGAAGUACAAUGACGUGGACCAGUGUCCCAAGUUCCUCAGCUGUAAGCACUACUUCUGCCUGCGGUGCAUCUCGAGCAGCCUGUUGAAGGGACGCGACCUGUUCUGCGCGCACUGCUGGAAGCAGACGGACCUGGGUGAUCAGGGCCCGGACGCUCUACCGACUCACUCCGCUCUACUCGUCCUGACCAACAACCUGUCGCGUCUCAAGAUCACGACGAACAACACGUCCGGCAAGCCCGUCGGAGACAAGGAGAGAAAGAGCGAAAAUUGUCACACACACGGGAUGCCGCUGGCAUUAUGGUGUGGGACGUGUUGCACGGCGCUUUGUAGAGCAUGCGCCAGCCAUCAGGAUCAUCCAGGUCAUCAGAUCAAGUCGCAAAACGAGGCCAAAGAACAGCUCAUAUCGGAGGUUCAGCUGGAAAUGAUCACCCUGAAUAAGCUGUCGACGGAGAUUCAAAGACUGGCCGGACAGCAACGUGAAUUUCUAAUUAAGGUACUGGAGGCGUGCGUGACGCUGAAAACGCAUCUCGAGACGGAUCUACAAAACGGCUGGAGCCACUUUCCCGAGAUAACGGACACACGUGAGGCUUUGGGUAAGGCGAAGAUCAGCCUACAGUUGAGCGAGACUCCAACCGAUGUGCACACCCUACACACGGAGCUAAUUCACGAGAAGCAAAGGUUGCAGUCUAAAUACCAGGAGAUGAUGGUACAGUGCCAGCUGGACGAUCUCAUCGGCAACUCCGGAGUGAUCUUCGACUUCACCUUGCUAAAACAGGCAGUGGCGGGCAUUCAUACGGGGGAUCCGAUCGUCUCUCAGGGCAAUGGCGGUCGCUUGUCGAAUCAUACGGCCUCGUAUAAUCCGAUCUUGUUCCUCGCAAAUUAUUGCAUGUCGCAGUUGUACACGCAUCACAUCAUUGGCAAGCAGCAGCAACAGCAACAGCAGCAGCAACACAUGCAGAACGGUUCAAUGGAGUAUCACCAUUCGAGUAUGAUGCCACCGCCGCCGCAACAGGCACCAUCCGUUCACGUUCAUCAGGGUCCACCGCCACCGCCACCGGGUGGACCGGGUGGGCUCAAUCAGGCUCCCCAGCAACUUCUCAUUCCACCCGGUUCACCGUCCAUCAAACCCGUACCGCCUGCACCGCCCAAUGCUAUGCUGCAUCCGCAGCAACAGUCGACGUUCAUGCCUGACGCAGUCGGUACCGGUGGCGCCGGCGGCGGUAGUCUAGUGACCGUCCACUCGUCCCCGCAACCGCCGUCCAACGCGAUAACGGCGUCGUUGACGCGGGGUCCCGGCAGCUCGUAUCCCCUGUACUACUUCAACAUCGAGGUGAACGGCUCGCCGCAUGGGCGCAUCGUGAUCGAGGUGCGACCGGACGCGGCGCCGAAGAUGGUGAAGAACUUCGACGUGCUGUCAACGGGAGAAGCCGGUGUCGGUUACAAAGGAUGCACGAUAUUCCAGUGCUGGGAGGGCGAGUCCGUCAUCACGGGCGACUUCGAGCUUAACAACGGCCGCGGCGGGCGCAGCAUAUUCGAGGACGGUUACUUCAUGCCGGACGACACCAAGUUCCCGGCGAUUAGGGGCGCGGUCGGCAUGAGGCGGACGCAAAAGCGGCACGACAACCUUGGCAUGGUCGGCUCCCAAUUUCGCAUAAUACUGCAGGAGAUGCGCGGCUUCACCGGCAUCUUCGGCCACGUGGUCGAGGGAUUAGAGCUCGUGGAGAAGAUAUCUACAUUCGGCGACCAAACCGGCAAGCCUACCAAGAAUAUUCUAAUCACGAAGUGCGGUAAAUUGUAACGUUUAUGAUGUCGCUGUCGCGCGGUUCGUUGCAACGCGGGGUUAAUCUCCGAGAAAUGAGUAUAUACUCCGUAUAUAUAAUGCCGUAUACAACACGUUUUCCUGCUCUAGAUAGAACCGGAGGAAAGUCGCCACGGUAUCCCCGACUCGCGCGUUCGCGGGCUGCGAAAGAAACCUAUACGUAAAAAAAAAAAGAAUUAUGCAAAAAGAAAUCGCGCGUUACACGUAAUUGUCCGACGACGGGAGACGAUUAUUGUUGUUAUUAUUAUAUCCGCCGCGCGCGUAUGUCCGCUCGGGGACAUCGUCGCGACGCGUUUAUUAGCUCCUCCGCGAAUCCUCGAAACGCUCUGUACGAGUCAUACAACUUAAUUAACUAUUAACUAUUAACAAUAGCGUCUAAAGAUGUCGAAUCUAUUUUUAAAACAUGGGCGUGUGCGAGAAGAAAAAGAGAUAAAAAAAUCCAUAUUUUGCUAUUGACUGGGAAUCGAUACGAGAUUCUGCUAACAAUAACGACGAUAAUCGAGAUACAUACACACACACACGCACACACAUCAUACAUACAUACAUACACACACACACACAUACGUACCUCAGAGAUCGACCGUGAUAUCGAUACGACUUCUCUAGCUGAUACGACGUAUUUGUUUUUAGGGAGAGAGAGGUCUGACGUUUAUUUUGGCUAUUAUCGGCAUUAACUCUUCUACGACGUUGUAGUUCAUAGAACACGUGUUGCGCGUUGAACGUGAUAUAAUGGAGAAAAUACCGCGCGAAUCGCGGCAGACGGUUCUCCGGCCGGCUGCGAGCGCAGCUAAUAUUUUAGAGAUCGUAGAUAGCGAAUAAAAGGGGGAAAAAAGCACGCGUAGAUUUUGGGAAGUGUAGCGUACUGUCGUCGGAGGCAACCGAAUCGUGUGUCGUGUACGCGAGUAUGAUCGAUUUACGAAAGGAACGAAAGAGACAAAUCUGCGCACGAGCAAAACGUUCGGCUCUUUCGAUUCUUGUAUUCUUCUUUUAUUUUCUUUGCGAUCUUCGCGACUUUCUGCUAAAAAGUCGUGAAUCGCGCGAUUCCAUGAACGCAAACCCCUCGUUUAGAAAUAUCUUAGCCGAGAGAGAAAGAGGAUAUAUUGAGGAUAGUUAAUCACGGUAGGAGGAGGGCAGUUUAUGGUUCGUCGGAUACGGCAAUCGCGCGUCGUUCCGUUCCAUUCCGGGGGUGCGAGGAAAAAGAGCUAAAAGGGACAAGAAAAAAAGAGAUAUUCAUCGCGCGCGCGCGUCCUGCGAAGAAGAAUCUUACUCGGAUACUUGCGGCUCGAGUCCCAUUUCCCUUUUCGUUCUUUGCGAACUAGCGAACCACCGUCAUGGAUUAUAUCUGUAUUUAAGAUUAGAUCUCAAUACGUCGCAAAUGUAUGCAAGGCCUAAAUACCUACUAUGUAGACUCGUAAGCCUCGUGUCGUCUAAUCGGGAAGCGAACGAAAGAAACAAGAAAUGUGCGGAUAUAUAUAACGUAUAUAUAAAUAUAUAUUAAACGAAUCAUUCCUCGAUGCUAUAUAUCGAAAAUACUACGAUGUAAUGUAACUGCGUUAUAACUACUCGUCUGAAUCCUCGUAAUGAGAAAGUCCCAUGCGUUAUUAUCGUUACAUACAAUGUCACACGCGUGCGCGCGUACGCGGGGAGCGGAUUCGUAUCUCUCCGUCUCUCUCGCGAACACACGUGCGUGCGUGUAAUCUCCACGCGCGUACAGGCAAAGCAAGGCACACUCACGCGUAAUAAGCAGAAAUUGCACGCCCUCGCGUCGUCGCGGACAUGCCUUCUCGAAGAAAAGCCUCAUUCGAUGUUGAACUUGAAAGUUUUAACACUUGUUGAUUAGCUGAUUAAAAAAAAAAGAAGAAGAACGCGUCUCUCGCGAUGAUCGACGUCGCGAUGAUUGACGCAAUCCGAAACGCGUCACGUUGUGCGUCGUCUUUAGGGAUAAAUAACUCGCUCCUGUACGAUCAAAGGCGGAAAUGCUAUCCGAGUGUAGCUAAGCCGAACUUGCAAUGAGUUUCUCUCCCACUCUCUUCUCUAAGUAAGAGAGACCAACUAGUUGGCUGGCUGGCCAGCUAAGAUCUAGAGAAAAUUCAGCGCGAGUAAUUCUCUUUACCCCGGAAGGCAUUUCUGCUGUCGAUUGCACAUGUACAAUAUUGUAUACACGACGACUGUAAUAGGGUUGGGAGGGUUAGAUGAUUGUGUGUUCGAACGGAUGGAUGAAUGAACAAAUUCUCUCGUUUCGGAUUUGAACGAAGAAGACGCCGACAAAUUGUAUUUCUUAGUAAUCAUAGACGAAAUCGUAGACGCAAUCGUGAAGAAUAGAAGAACAUAUUGUACUGAAGCGAGUGAAAAAAAAUCAGGCCCACCUAUGUACACGUACAUAUACACAAAAUACACUUAUAACACACACAAACAGACAGAGAUACCUAUGCGCGCGCGUAUAUAUAUAUAUAAAAAAAAUAUAUAUAUAUAUAUAUAUACAAAUAUAUAAACUACGUAUAUUUUUAUGAACGUGAUGAGGUAACAACGCAUAGCUUGUAAUAUCGAUUCUAACGACCGACCGAUUUACCUGGCCCCUCGCGUGCGAUUAAACGAUUGAGCGGCUGUAAACACUUGGACAAGUUUUUUCCUCGCCUUUCUACCUCGCCAUUAUUUCCCUCCGUACCUCUUUCCUUUUUCUUACUUCCACUCUCUGUCUUCUUUCUCUCUCUCAUUCUCCCUGCUCUCGAGUUGCGGUGAUCAUUGAAAACGCAAAGAUCGUGAUUUUUUUUUUCAGGUUCGCGGUAAUCACACCGUAGCAACCAUCGUUUAAACGAAUUUUAUUAUUUCAUUAUACAUGUAUGAGGUGAACGUUUAUUGCCCCAACUUAAAUGUACUUUUAAUCAAUUGAUUUUGAGUUAUAAACUAUUCUUCUCCUUUCAUAUAUUAUAUAAUUUGUUCGUAUCCUAUAUCUAUAUAUCUUAAGUUGUGCGACGGAAUUGCGUAAAUUCCAAUAAAUAUUAAGCUGCGAUAGACAUAUGUGAAAAAAUUCGAAGGCACUCGUUCGAUAUACAUGUAUUAUUAGAUCGAAGUGAAGUUCAAGAAAGCGUAAUAGAAUAUAGAAAAUAAA
Molecule: messenger RNA, 6319 nt
Organism: Monomorium pharaonis (pharaoh ant)
Lineage: Eukaryota; Metazoa; Arthropoda; Insecta; Hymenoptera; Formicidae
Exons: 5
Coding region: 1252-3189 (645 amino acids)
Biological process (GO): protein peptidyl-prolyl isomerization
Molecular function (GO): peptidyl-prolyl cis-trans isomerase activity; zinc ion binding
Source: RefSeq, a predicted model, not a curated record